AUGAACGAUGUUCAUUCUGUUGCUGAAGUUAAACUUAAGAAUAAGUUAAAUGUAUUUUACAUUGUUACAUCUAAACGUACAUAUUACGUUCAGGCUACAAGUAAAAAAGAGCUUGAUGAAUGGGUGGAAGCAAUAAACAAAGUUAAGAAAGUGCAAGAAGAACAACUUUUACAUGAGGAUACAGGAAGUCAAGCCGAUAGUGAAGAUAUGUCAGAGAAGACUCCUUCCAUGAUGCGAAUUUCUACUCAGUUGCCUACUCAAAAAGUUAAAUCACCUUUGUCCGGGUCAACUUCUCCAGUCUUGAACAAUUCCCUAACAUCUCCAGAAAAAGCGACAGCUGCUAUUGAUAUUCCUCCGAGAAAUCAACUUCAAACUUCUGAUUAUAACGCAGAAGGAGGUCAUUCUUUCGCGUCAGUUUCAUCAUAUACCUCAGCAGGAUCAAUUCCUAAUGUGUCUUCUUCCCCUUCAAGUCCAGUUGCGGGACAAUAUGCAAAAGAUAGUAGUGAUCCUACGGCUAGUUCUGAAGACGAAGACGUAUAUGAGGAUAUGGUCGACGAAUUAGAUGAUGGCCGUAUAAUUCACAAAGGAUUUGUAUACAAAUUAGAUCGAUAUAAGAAAAUUUGGAAGAAAAGGUGGUUUGUAUUGAAGAAUGAUCGACUGUUCUAUUACAAGAACCCUAAGCCUCAUCAAAAUAUUAAUCUUGCAGACAUUCUUGAUGUAAUUGAAGCAGAUCCGAUUUCUAAAUCUAAACAAAAUUGCUUCAAAGUAAUCACACCAAAACGUACAUAUAUUUGUUGUGUUAGUAGUGAAGAAUCUCAGGUUGCAUGGUUGGCAGCCCUUCAAGUAGCUCUUAGUAAGAAAAAGGAAAAACAAAAAGAAACUGAAUCGAGCUAA
This is a messenger RNA of Funneliformis caledonium, 894 nucleotides long. Lineage: Eukaryota; Fungi; Glomeromycota; Glomeromycetes; Glomerales; Glomeraceae. The record is from the annotation of a GenBank genome assembly.